GAAAUCCUCGCCUCCAUCAUCGUGUAUGUGGCGUCUGCGCUUGUCUACGCGAGACUCCAUAAAACACGUGCACUGUCAACCGCCAAAUCAAACGACAAUCAACGCCCGGCGUCCGCGAGGUAAAUCACAGUAAAAAAACAAGGAGUACCGGUACUUUACCGGGUAUACUGAUGAUGUCAGCCGGUUACUCAUCGUCCUAACAUGUGAUAAACCGACAUCUCCCCCGCGUUAUUUCAGGCUUGGGUCGGUAACUCUCCUCUUGAUUGUUUACCACGACCAUCAUGCCUUCCAAAGCCAGAACUGCUGCCCUACAAAAGAAUGCUGAUGACGUUGUCAUCGUCAGCGCAUUACGGUCUGCGAUUACCAAGUCGAGAAAAGGCGGCUUCAAGGAUACGAGACCUGAAGAGAUCCUGUCGAGUGUACUCAAAGCCGUGUAUACCCGGGUGAACCUCGACCCGAAGCUCAUCGAGGAUAUCGCGGUGGGAAACGUGUUGCCUCCCUCUGGAGGAGCUAGCGCGGCGAGGAUGGCUGCUCUCCAUGCUGGAAUCCCGAAUACGACGAGUAUCAAUACCGUUAACCGGCAGUGCUCCUCUGGGUUGAGCGCCGUGAACCAAAUCGCGAAUGAAAUUAAGACGGGGCAGAUUGAUAUUGGGAUCGGUGCUGGGGUCGAGUCGAUGACGUUUGGGUACGGUCCUUCCGCGAUGACUGAGUACUCCGAAGUCGUGCUGUCCAACCAGGAAGCGGCGGAUUGUACGAUUCCCAUGGGUAUUACCUCCGAGAACGUUGCCUCGGACUUUGGGAUCACUCGGGAGGUUCAGGAUAAGUUUGCAGCCGAGUCGUUUAGGAGGGCCGCUGCUGCCAGCAAGGCUGGAAAGUUCAAAGCGGAGAUCGUGCCCAUUAAAGUGAAGAUUGUGGAUCCCAAGACGGAGAAGGAGCAUGAGAUUGUCGUGGAAGCUGAUGAUGGGAUUAGGGAUGGUGUCACCGCGGAGAGCUUGGCUAAGCUUAAGCCUGCGUUUGCGAAGAAUGGGACUACGCAUGCUGGGAACGCGUCACAGGUGUCUGAUGGUGCUGCCGCUGUCCUUCUUACCCGUCGUUCUGUGGCUCAACGCCUCGGACUUCCUAUCGUUGGAAAGUUCGUGGCUGCUGUUGCUACUGGUGUUCCUCCCCGUAUUAUGGGUGUCGGACCGGCAUAUGCCAUUCCCAAGGUUCUGGAGAAGACCGGGUUGACAAAGGAGGAUAUUGAUUUCUUCGAGAUUAACGAGGCGUUUGCGAGUCAGGCUGUGUAUAGCGUGCAGACGCUGGGAAUUCCGUUUGAGAAGGUGAAUAGGCAUGGAGGUGCUAUUGCCAUUGGUCACCCGCUUGGUUGCACUGGAGCGCGACAAAUCGCAACAGGUUUGAAUAUCGCGAAGCAGUACAAUGAUAAAAUCUUCAUCACCAGUAUGUGUAUCGGAUCUGGUAUGGGCAUGGCUGGUGUUUUCGUGAAUGAGCAGUGAUUGUAAGAUAUUUGUAUUUGUACUGUAUGUUUUUCCGUAAUGGAGGGUUCGCUCAUUUCACACCACUUUCCAAGCCCGAUGCAUCCCGCCGGCUUAUGUAAGACAUCCA
Messenger RNA from Desarmillaria tabescens, 1602 nucleotides. Its product is annotated as Thiolase, N-terminal domain-containing protein. The record is from RefSeq and is a predicted model, not a curated record. Gene Ontology annotation, cellular component: peroxisome. The transcript is spliced from 5 exons. Gene Ontology annotation, molecular function: acetyl-CoA C-acyltransferase activity. Gene Ontology annotation, biological process: fatty acid beta-oxidation; phenylacetate catabolic process. NCBI's taxonomy places the organism in Eukaryota, Fungi, Basidiomycota, Agaricomycetes, Agaricales, Physalacriaceae. The coding region runs from base 282 to 1493 and encodes 403 amino acids.